AUGAGUGUAGAGGACGGGGGUCUGCCAGGCCUGGGCCGUCCCAGGCAGGCCCGCUGGAUCCUGAUGCUACUCCUGUCCACUGCUAUGUAUGGUGCCCAUGCCCCACUGCUGGCACUGUGCCAUGUGGACGGCCGAGUGCCCUUCCGGCCCUCCUCGGCUGUGCUGCUGACUGAGCUGACCAAGCUGCUGUUGUGCGCCUUCUCCCUGCUGGUGGGCUGGCAAGCAUGGCCCCAGGGGGCCCCACCCUGGCGCCAGGCUGUCCCCUUUGCAUUAUCAGCCCUCCUUUAUGGCGCUAACAAUAACCUGGUGAUCUACCUUCAACGUUACAUGGACCCCAGCACUUACCAGGUGCUAAGCAACCUGAAGAUUGGAAGCACAGCCCUGUUCUACUGCUUCUGCCUCCGGCAUCGCCUCUCCGCACGCCAGGGUUUAGCACUGCUGCUAUUGAUGGCAGCAGGGGCCUGCUAUGCAGCAGGUGGCCUCCAGAACCCCCGGAACACAUUUUCUGGGCCCCCUCCAGCAGCUGCUGCUGGCCCUAUGCCCCUGCAUAUCACCCCGCUGGGACUACUGCUCCUCGUCCUGUACUGCCUCAUCUCAGGCUUGUCAUCCGUAUACACAGAGAUGCUCAUGAAGCGACAACGGCUGCCCCUGGCACUUCAGAACCUCUUCCUCUACACUUUUGGUGUGCUUCUGAACCUAGGUCUGCACGCAGGCAGUGGCCCCGGCCCAGGCCUCCUGGAGGGUUUCUCGGGAUGGGCAGCACUCGUGGUGCUGAGUCAGGCACUAAACGGACUGCUCAUGUCGGCUGUCAUGAAGCAUGGCAGCAGUAUCACUCGCCUCUUUGUUGUGUCCUGCUCGCUGGUGGUCAACGCCGUGCUCUCAGCAGCCCUUCUACGGCUGCAGCUCACGGCCGCCUUCUUCCUGGCCACACUGCUCAUUGGCCUGGCUGUGCGCCUCUACUAUGGCAGCCGCUAGCCCUGACCACCUCCACCCUGACUCCUGACCCCCAUUCCUGACCCUGUAGAUUGGGUGCCACCAUCAGAGCUACUUCCCAGCCCUCUCCUCCCCUCACCAGCCCUGUAAUAAGUGCCUUGUGAGAAAAGCUGGGGAAGUGGGAGCAGCCAGGUCAGUCUCUGGAUGUGGGUGAAUGAAGGGAUAACCCCUGGGAGACUGGAAAAGUGAGUUUGGUUAAGAAAGCUCCUACCCACCCGCCACUCCGCCCCAAGUUCUUCCAGACUAAGUUGUUAGGGAAACAUCAAUAUCUAGGCCUGAGAAGAGACCCCAUCUCUGAUGGGGGAAGCUUCCUGAUUCAUCCUGUAUAGUGCAGUUGCUCAAAGGGUGCUCUGGGAAACAGGUAGCUUUCCUUGCCUACUGUUGUCACCCAGCAGACCCUAUGUUCCCGUGCCUGGUUCUGGCUGCUCCAGCCCAGCAUGGUGCAUGACUUCUCCAUGAGUGAUACUGUCCCCAACUCAUGCAGGAAUACCCAGUUGCCACAGAUUACACGACAGUCACCCAGGCCACUCUGCCGACUCCUCCUGCUCCAGCAGUACCUGGGUGACCUGCUCCCUCCACAGUGCUGCUCCCCAACCUAGCAUUUUUCCUGGAAACCCCAGAGAGGGCUGGGGCUUGACUCAUCUCAGGGAAUGUUGGCCCUGGGCCUUGGCUUAAGCCUACACUCCUGAUCUCUCUGCUCACCCCAAGGACCCUCUCGAAGCCCACUACCCCAUCUGGGUCCUGCUUCUACCUAGCAGUGUUCCAGCUCCCACCAGCCAGGAAGUUCUGGAGAGUGACCUGGGGCCAAAAAAAAAAAAAGGGGCCAGGCGUAGGGAAAUUCCUAUAGCUCAAUCAGUGUCUCUAACUGCGUAAGCAAUAAGGUCUUAAUAAAGUGUGCUGGGGUGUAGGGUGGUUCCUACAAUUGGC
Loxodonta africana (African savanna elephant) is the source of this 1920-nucleotide messenger RNA. RefSeq names its product solute carrier family 35 member A4 (gene SLC35A4). Gene Ontology annotation, molecular function: pyrimidine nucleotide-sugar transmembrane transporter activity. The record is from RefSeq and is a predicted model, not a curated record. The coding region runs from base 1 to 975 and encodes 324 amino acids. Gene Ontology annotation, cellular component: Golgi membrane. The transcript has a single exon. Gene Ontology annotation, biological process: pyrimidine nucleotide-sugar transmembrane transport. NCBI's taxonomy places the organism in Eukaryota, Metazoa, Chordata, Mammalia, Proboscidea, Elephantidae.